AUUCUCCCCGGAAGCGGCUGUGGAGCAACUUCCAGAUGCCUGGAGUCUCCAACUACACCACAAUGAUUCUGAGCCCAGAUGGGCAGGCCUUGUACGUUGGUGCCCGCGAGAUGCUUCUUGCUCUGAACACCAGGGCCUUCUCUCCCGGGCCCCAGCACCAGCAGCUCAUCUGGCACGCCGAGGAGGAAAAGAAACAGCAGUGCAUCUUCAAGGGCAAGGACCCUCAGAGAGACUGCCACAACUACAUCAAGGUCCUCCUGCAGCUGAAUGAGACCCACCUAUACACCUGCGGGACCAGCGCCUUCAGCCCCACCUGCACCUACAUUAGCCUGCCAGCCUUCCAGCUGCAGCGAGACCCUUCGGGGCAGCUCUUGCUGGAGGAUGGGAAGGGACGCUGCCCCUUUGACCCGGAGUACAGAUCUACAGCCAUCAUGGUUGAUGGGGAACUGUAUACGGGGACUGUCAGCAAGUUUCAGGGCAACGAGCCCACCAUCUUCCGCAGCCUUGGCAGCCGCCCGCCCAUCAAGACAGAAAGUUCCCUCAACUGGUUGCAAGAGCCGUUCUUUGUGGGCUCAGCCUUCCUGCAGGAGAGCAGCAGCCCGGAGGAUGAGGAUGGCAAGAUCUACUUCUUCUUCAGUGAAACCGGCAAGGAGUUUGACUUCUUUGAAGACACUGUUGUGUCCCGUGUUGCACGUGUGUGCAAGGGUGACCUGGGUGGAGAGCGUGUGCUCCAGCGACGAUGGACAACCUUCCUGAAGGCUCAGCUGCUCUGCUCCCACCCAGAGGAUGGCUUCCUCUUCAACGUCCUUCAGGACAUGUUUGUGUUGACGUCAGGCGACGGAUGGCCAGAGACGGUCUUUUAUGGGGUCUUUACCUCUCAGUGGGAUAGGAAAGGCCCUGGGGCUGCAGCGGUGUGUGCCUUCUCUGUCUCCGAUGUGAAGGAAGCCUUUGAUGAUGGGCUCUACAAAGAAGUCAACCGGGAGACCCAACAGUGGUACACAGAUGUCCAUCCUGUGCCAGAACCUCGCCCUGGAGCAUGCAUCAACCACAAGAGCCGCCAGAUGAAGAUCAGCUCUUCCCUGCAGAUGCCGGAUCGGGUUCUGAACUACCUCAAGGACCACUUCCUCAUGAACAGCGCGGUGAGGAGCCAGGCCCUCCUUGUGCAGCCCCGCUCUCGUUACCAGCAGCUCAGUGUGCAGCGUGUCCAGAGUCUGCAGCAAACCUACGAUGUCUUGUUUCUGGGCACAGAUGAUGGUCGCCUGCAUAAGGCAGUGAUCACGAGGCGAGGAGUCCGGAUCAUUGAGGAGAUUCAGCUGUUCCCUCCGGAGCAACCUGUCCUAGAGCUGCUGCUGGACUCUACCCAGGGUCUGGUUUAUGCUGCCUCAUAUGAUGCCCUGGCACAGGUGCCCGUGGCCAACUGCAGUCUCUAUCGGAGCUGUGGAGAAUGUGUCCUGGCUGGAGACCCUUACUGUGCCUGGAGUAGAGGGGCCUGUCAGCUGUUUAUCUCCAGCCCUUGGCCACUCCAGUCAGUGACCUGGGUUCAGGACAUCGAAGGGGCUGAGACAAGCCAGCUUUGCCAGACCAGCGGCGUGGAACUCGGCCAUUCAGAAGGAGAGCAAGCCCCAUGUCAGCAGGUGGUGCUCCAGCCCAACGUUGUGAUGCCGUUGCCCUGCCCACUGCUGUCCAACCUGGCUUCCCGGCACUGGGUGCAAAACGGGGCUGCCCUCAGCUCCGCUGUCCUGGUGCUGCCCAAGGGAGAGCUGCUGCUGGUGGGCAGUCCAGCCGAGGUGGGGCGCUACGAAUGCUGGUCUCAUGAGGGCAGCUUCCAGCAGUUGAUGGCAAGCUACUGUGUGAGUGUGGAGCCAGGGCUCUGGGCCAAGUUGGUGCCCGCCCAAGACCCCCUGAAGACCCUUAGCACCUCCAGGAGCAUCUCGGGGGAGAACGUCUCGGGGCUGUUGGAGGGCAGGACCUACUGGACUGAGUUCCUUGUGAUGUGUGGGCUCUUCAGUGUUGCCCUGACGCUGCUGAUCCUUUUCACGCUGCACAAGCACCAGGUCAGCCUGAAGGUCUGCCUGAAGCAAGGCCGAUGCGGCUGGUCCCAGCCCAGGAUUUCUCAGGACAGAGAGAUUCUGCCCGCUGAGAACAUGCCUCCCCUCUCUGGCCUGAAUGUGCCUGGUGCCCUGGCAGACCACAAGGGCUACCAGGCUCUGUGCGAGAGUCUGGUGGUGAGCAUGCCUGGGCAUGAGUCCCUAGCCGGCCCCCCUGUGGCUUUUCUGGAGUCUGAUCGGCGACCACUUAAUAUAUCCAAGACUUUCGUGGAGGUGUUGGGUCCCGCCCAGCGCCCUCGGGUUCGCCUUGGCUCUGAGAUCCAGGACUCAGUUGUGUGACCUUCCCCAAGAGUGUCAUUCUGCGGGCUUGAAAGGAGCAGGGCAGAAACUUCUGGUGUCCCCAUACUCUGGCAGAGGACCAGGCAGAAGGGCAGCCCCACUCAGCUAAGGAAUAGGGCCAGGCACUCUAGCUCUGCGGCAGGGUUCCUGCCACGGCAGUAAUGCCACUUAGGGGUAGCCUCCAGGUGUAGAACCAGGUACAGCCUCCCGUUCUAGGGUGCCCUUCAGCUCAAGCGGUGCACUGCCAGAAGUCCUUAGCACUGCCAGGAGGGGACGGAAUGGGACAACCUGCCUCUGGGUUUCUUCAGGGUCUGCGGGCACCUGGCUCCCCUUUCUUCAGCCUUGUGGGGGAACCAUUGCUGGGAGGGUAGCUUGCAUGGUACCAAAUACCUGCCUGGAAGUCACCUGUGAAAGGAGAUACUCUGGUUGAACAUCCUGUCUUUGGGAAGGAAAGCCUGGGAGAUACCUUGGUCUGACCUCUAAUGAACUGUGCACUAGGGGGGAAAUUACUGCACCAUUUUGUGUCAGAAAAACUCCUCUGUGUGGUUUCUUUGUGUGUAAAACCAGAGACCUGGUCCUGGUGACACCCACUGAUGAGCAGAAAGCAUCGGGGAGCAUCCUUCAGGGUGUCCUUCAGAACAACAGAAGCUACAGCCGGCUCCUAAAAGGAGCCCAUUUCAAAAGUUUUGUCUUUCAUCAUCCAGACUCCAGAUCAUCACACCUUAAGGGACCUUUCUCCACAGCGAAACAUUUAAUAACCCGUCUGUUUCACACAGACGUAAUCUCUUGCCUUCCAGGGGAGGAAAGAGUAGUGACUCUUGCACCAUGCUUGGGUGAAGCCAUUUAAACCAUUCCUGUGCUGUCCUUCCAACCUCAGCUGGUGCUCUGAAUAAUUGCCCCAUUCCUAAAUGCUUGGCUGGCCUGAAGAGGGGGAAGCCAUUUGCUUCCAGCAGAUCUCUUCACUGGUUAACUCAGGUGCAGUUGCCCUAACAAGGGGCUUGACUUUGGUUUAGGAGUUUGUUGAUUAUGAUCCUUGUUUGUGGUCUGUGACCAUAAACCGUCUCCCUUGGCCUGUUUCACCAACUGGAGUGGCUGUUUUGUGAAAAGGCCAAGUCCCCACCAUCCGAGGUGUCAAAGCCUGGAAGGGCCAAGGACCCUCCAUGAGGACCCGCCAGGAUUCCUGCAGGGAAAGUUCCUUGCACCGCUGGAAGCAGGCUUCUUGGUGGGUUGCUUUGGGCUCCCAGAGGGAAGAGAGCUGUUGGCCAAGGACUGGAUGGGGCUCCUGCAGUCCUACUCCUGUCAGCCUCCCACCUGAGAGGGUUGGAUUGAAAUGUGUGGCAAGACGGCAUAACUCCUGUUUUUCUGUUCUUCGCUCCUUCAAAGGCAAAACUGGGCUCUUUCUGCCGUGCUGGGAGCGAUACAGAGGAGCUUGUUCUUUGGAAAGUGAAAUAAAGAUGGAGGAACAUGA
This is a messenger RNA of Thamnophis sirtalis, 3855 nucleotides long. The record is from RefSeq and is a predicted model, not a curated record. NCBI's taxonomy places the organism in Eukaryota, Metazoa, Chordata, Lepidosauria, Squamata, Natricidae.